UUUUUUCGUUUAUUUUCUCACUCUUUUAUCGUCUUUAUUAAAUCAAUAAAAAUAUUUUUAUUAAAAAUGGAAAAUAAAAAAUUAUUUUUUGAACAAUUAAUUUCUUUAUUGGACACAUACACAGGGAGGGAUAAAGCUAUUAGAACUAUUUAUUGUUCACUGGCACUGAUCUCAACCAGAAUUCGCGAUAGGGAGAAAGGAGAGAAACUUGCUGCUUUUGCUAAACAAUUGAGUAGAGCUCGUCUAGUGUAUCGUCUAUUCUCCCAACCUUCACUCAUUUUCUCGGCAAUUAAAAUUCCCCAAAACUGGCACAAUUCAACCGACAAAAUCGAAACAUUUUUUAAUACAUCGACCACCCUUUUAUAUUUAUUUUGUGGAUGGACAGAAACAAUUGGAUGGUUAUCCGAAGCUAAAAUUUUGGGAAGAAAUUCUGCAAAAUUUUUUCAGUUAUCUCUCCACCUUUGGGUAUUUGCACUACUUACAAGUAUAACUCGUUGUAUUCGCCAGAUUUUUAUUAAAAUUAUUCAAAGAAAAUUUUUUCGAAUCAAAGACGAAUUUAUUUUAUUUAUUGCAUUAAUCGCUGAUUUUAUUGCUGCUGUUAAUUCUCUUCAUAAAGGAAUUUUAUGGGCUGGAAAGCUAAAUUCUUCUCAAAAUUCUUUAGUUUUUCUUAUAGCUUCAAUUGUUGGUUUUUAUAGACUUUGGAAAUAA
Molecule: messenger RNA, 708 nt
Organism: Meloidogyne enterolobii
Lineage: Eukaryota; Metazoa; Nematoda; Chromadorea; Rhabditida; Meloidogynidae
Source: the annotation of a GenBank genome assembly